CAUCCCACUCACCCUCAUCCAGCUUAUUCCAGUCAUCUUAUUCAUCUUAGUUAUCCAAGCCAACUGAGGCAUUCCACUCAUUUUAGUCAUCCAAUUUACCCUAGUCACUCCUGUCAUCCCAGUGACUCUAGUCAGAUUUCGCGUUAGAUCGUGAAAUCUCAAAUGGUGAUUUCAAAAUCUAAAUCUGGAUUUCCCACUCGAAUGCAGCCCUAGUCUUACCUGUCAUCCCUGUCAUCCUACAAUCAUGGACAAAAGUCUUGGGACACUUUCGCAUUUCUGGGGUGUUUUCCAAUUCACACUGGUCUAAUUCCUCCCCUCACCCCACAAACAAAGUUGGAUGUGCAAAUUUUUUCAGAGUUUCAACUUUGUAUAGGGUGGGGGGGGGGGAACUGCAAGAAAACUUCAUAAAGGAUGCACUGUUUUUUGAGGGAACUCAGACAAAAAAUAUGAAUAUUGCAUUACUGUCCCAAGGACUUUUGUCCAUGAUUGUAGUUAUCCCAGUCAACUCAGUCAUCCUACUCAUCCUAGUCCUCUUUGCAUCCCAGUCAACAGUCAUCCCAAUCAUCCUAGGUAUCCCUAUUAUUUUAGUCAUUGUAGUUAUCCUACCCACCCUAGCUAGUCAUCCUAGUCAACAAAGUCACCACUGUUGAGUCUGUUACCCUAGACAUCUCAGUCAACCCACUCAUCCUUGUCAUCUCAGUCUCUGUAGUUAUUAUAGUUAUCCCAGUCAUCUCAGUCAGUCCAUUCAUCCCAGCCACCCUAGUCAUCCCAGUCAUCCUAAUCAACUCUGUCAUCCUGGUGCCCCUAGUCAUCCCAGUCGUCCCAGUCAUCCCAGUCACCCCGUUCAUCCUAGUCACCCCAGUUAUUCUACUUUUCCUUUUCAUCACAAUCAUCCCUGUCACCCCUGUUAUCACACUAAAUCAAGUCAGCCUAUUCAUUCUAGUCAUGCUAGUUGUCCUAGUCAUGCCAGUCAUCCCAAUCAUCCAAGUCAUAUCAUUAAUAGUCAUCCUAAUCAUGCAAGUCAUUCCAGUCAUCCAAAGCAUCCCAGUCAUCCCAACCAUCCAACUCAUCUAAUCAAUAGUCAUCCUAUUCAUCUUAAUCAAGCAAGUCAUCCCAGUCAUCCAAGUCAACUUAUUUUUGCGGAUCGCUGGAAAAAUCGCAAAAAAAAUGCAAAAAUUAGAACCUGCAAAAAUUUUGUGCCACACAGUAGUCAUCCUUUCUAUCCUAUUCAUCCCAGUCAUACCAGACACCCUUGUCAUCUCAGUUAUCUCAUCAUCCUAGUCAUCACAGUCAUCUCAGUCACCUAGCUAAGUCAUUCUUAUCAUCCAAGUCACUCCUGUCAUCCCUGUCACCUCAGUUAUCCCAGUCAACUCAGUCCUUCUAGUCACCCCAGUAAUCCUAGUCUUCCCAGUCUUCCCAGUCAUCCCAGCCAUCCCAGUCACUCCAGUCAUCCCAGUCACCCCAGUCAACCUCAUAGUUCGCAUGCACCUUGAAAGUCCUUGAAAGUAGUCCUUGAAUUUCAGUGCUUACUUUAUCCAACCCAGAUUCUCAAGUGAGCAAACACAGAGAGACCUUUCGGAUAAAAAUUAAAAUUGCAGUCAUGUUGUGGAAGAACUAAAAAAGACAUAUGCUCAAGGCUAUGAUUGGAGUCCUUGAAGAAUGAGAAAUUUGUCCUUGAAUAGUCCUUAAAAAGUCCUUGAAUUUUUUUUUUAUCAAAACAGGAUACGAACCCUGCAACCAAGUCAUCCUGGUCGUUCUAGUCAUCCGUGUCUUCCCAGUGACUCCCUGUCAUAAUCAUCCCAGUCAUCCUGGUUAUCUCAGCAACCCUAGUCAUCCUAGUGUCACACUCAUUCCAGUUACCCUAGUCAUCUUAGUCACCCUAGUUAUCCCAGUCAUCCUAGUCAUCCUAGUCAUCCCCGUCGUACCAGACACCCUAGUCAUCUCAGUUAUCUCAUCGCUGUAG
Messenger RNA from Porites lobata, 1963 nucleotides. The record is from the annotation of a GenBank genome assembly. Lineage: Eukaryota; Metazoa; Cnidaria; Anthozoa; Scleractinia; Poritidae.